AUGCAGUCAUAUAUCGUCUAUAUGGGUGACCGGCCUAAGAGUGAAUUCUCGGCUUCUUCCCUUCACUUGAACAUGCUGCAAGAAGUCACUGGCAGCAAUUUUUCUUCGGAAUCUCUGCUCCAUAGCUUCAGCAGAACUUUCAAUGGAUUUGUAGUGAAGUUGUCAGAGGACGAGGUGGAAAAACUUGCUGCAAUGUCAAGCGUAGUAUCUGUAUUUCCUAAUAGAAAGAAAAAGCUUCACACAACAAGGUCAUGGGACUUCAUGGGAUUUUCACAAGAAGUUCAAAGGACCAACGUAGAAAGCAAUAUCAUUGUUGGGAUGCUUGACACUGGGAUCUGGCCCGAGUCCGAAAGCUUUAAUGAUGCAGGAUUUGGUCCACCACCAAGCAAAUGGAAGGGCUCUUGCCAAGUCUCAUCCAAUUUCUCUUGCAACAAUAAAAUAAUCGGAGCAAAGUAUUAUCGUAGCGAUGGAAUGUUCAAUCAAAGUGAUGUCAAAUCUCCAAGGGAUUCAGAAGGCCAUGGGACACACACCGCUUCUAUUGCAGCAGGGGGGUCAGUUAGCAUGGCAAGCCUGUAUGGCCUUGCCAUGGGAACUGCUCGAGGCGGGGUUCCAUCAGCUCGUAUUGCUGUGUACAAAGUAUGCUGGUCAGACGGUUGUUGGGACGCUGACAUUCUUGCAGCGUUUGAUGAUGCAAUUGCUGAUGGCGUUGACAUUAUCUCCAUUUCAGUUGGAGCCUCGAAACCUCAUGCCUAUUUCAAUGAUUCAAUCGCAAUAGGAGCCUUUCACGCUAUGAAAUAUGGUAUAUUGACUUCCAAUUCCGGUGGGAAUAAGGGUCCUGGGCUCGCCACAAUCUCAAAUAUAUCACCAUGGUCUCUUUCUGUGGCUGCUAGCACAAUUGACCGAAAGUUCCUUACGAAGGUUCUACUAGGAAACAACAAGGCUUACGAGGGCAUUUCGAUAAAUACAUUUGAUCUUCAGAAUGUUAUGUAUCCUCUGAUUUACGGAGGAGACGCUCCAAACAUCACAGGAAAUUUUAGUAGCUCCUCCUCAAGGUUUUGCUUUCAAAACUCAUUGGACCCAGCUUUAGUGAAGGGCAAAAUUGUUCUUUGCGAUGACUUGGGUGGUUGGAGAGAACCAUUCUUUGCUGGUGCAGUUGGUGCCGUAAUGCAAGACGGAGGUGCCAAAGAUGUCGCCUUCUCUUUUCCACUGCCUUUGUCCUACCUUGGAACAGGGGAGGGUAGCAACAUUCUAUCCUACAUGAACUCUACAAGCAAUGCAACAGCCACUAUUUAUAAAAGUAACGAGGCAAACGAUACAUCAGCCCCUUAUGUGGUCUCAUUUUCCUCAAGAGGUCCGAAUGCAUUUACACCUGACGCUCUCAAGCCAGAUAUAGCUGCCCCAGGAGUUGACAUUCUAGCCGCCUGGUCUCCACUUUUUCCCGUUUCUCAACUUGAAGGGGACAAUAGAAUGGUGCCAUACAACAUAAUUUCAGGGACAUCAAUGGCUUGCCCACACGCAAGCGGGGCUGCUGCCUAUAUCAAAUCGUAUCAUCCCACUUGGUCUCCUGCUGCCAUCAAGUCUGCUCUUAUGACCACCGCUUCUCCAAUGAAUGCUGAAAUCAAUAAUGAUGCUGAAUUUGCAUAUGGCGCCGGCCAUAUUAAUCCUAUGAGGGCUGUAAAUCCCGGUUUAGUAUAUGACGCGGGGCCAAUUGACUACAUGAAAUUUUUGUGUGGACAAGGAUACAAUAGUAGUGUUCUACGAAUGAUCACUGGCGAUAAUAGCAGUUGCUCAGACGCUAUCAAUGGAACAGUUUGGGAUCUGAACCUCCCCUCGUUUGCACUUUCUACCUCGAGCUCGGAGGUGGUUAGUCGAGUCUUCAACAGGGUCGUCACAAACGUAGGGUCACCAACAUCCAUAUACAAAUCUAACGUGACUGCCCCGCCAGGACUUAAAAUCCAAGUGAACCCCACCAUUCUAUCAUUUUCCUCCCUGGGUCAAAAUCUCUCUUUUGCACUCACAAUUAAAGGAACGGUAGCUAGUUCCAUAGCCUCUGCUUCUUUGGCAUGGGAUGAUGGAGUAUAUCGAGUCAGGAGCCCUAUUACCGUGUAUGUUGCUCUGAAGCGAAAGCCUUGAAACUAUAAGCACAGCUAUAAAUACUAGUACUCUUUGUCAAUUACUUGGGAGUAAACUGGCUCAAGCGUUUCUUUUCUGUCGUAAAUUCAACGUUUCAAUUUCAGUCACCAGAAACCUCUAUCAUACAAGUAAUGGUUGCGUUUGGUUACUAAAUUAAAAUAAAUAAAAUUUUUAUAUUUUUUCUUUGUUUUAAA
Molecule: messenger RNA, 2327 nt
Organism: Populus nigra (black poplar)
Lineage: Eukaryota; Viridiplantae; Streptophyta; Magnoliopsida; Malpighiales; Salicaceae
Product: cucumisin-like
Exons: 9
Coding region: 1-2133 (710 amino acids)
Biological process (GO): proteolysis
Molecular function (GO): serine-type endopeptidase activity
Source: RefSeq, a predicted model, not a curated record